UCGUCGGUCGACCAAAAUGCAGAACAGCUCGGAGCGUAUGGCGUGUACCUCUGGCAGUACGGAAUGAACCGAAAUCACGUCGGUAAUACCUACUCGACGAUCUGUGGGAAGCUGUGUGCUGUAAGAUGGUUCCAUCGCAACACAGUCGGCUAUGAUCCGGGCGUUAACGCCAGUCACGCAAUCCUAUUGCGCGGAAUUCGUAGAUUCACUGAUCCAGUUGUGAAGCAGCAGCCCCUAUCGGCGAGGAUGCUUCGUGUUAUCUUCUGCGAGAUCCAUCUCACGCAGCCCCGCGAUCAACUGUUGUGGGGUGGGCUGUUUCUGGGGUAUUUCUUCUUACUCAGGCGUUUUGAGUAUUUAUUUAUCGGAAGAAAAGUCCACUCGUAUAUCUUGCAGCUGUCAGCAAUCCAGUUUUAUAGCCGCAAUGAAGAAGUCGUGAGUCCCAAGAAAGCGGUGGUGGUGGGUAUCACUCUCAGAGGGGCCAAAAACAAUCAAUUUGGUCGGGAAGACGUGCGAUUUCAUUUCAAAACGAAGGACAAACUUAUUUGUCCAGUUCGAGCAGCCCGUUGGAUCGUCAAAGCAGCGAAGACCCUGGGAACCCGAGCUGAGGACCCAGCACUGGCA
This is a messenger RNA of Phytophthora sojae, 621 nucleotides long. RefSeq lists its product as hypothetical. The record is from RefSeq and is a predicted model, not a curated record. The annotation marks the transcript as partial. Lineage: Eukaryota; Oomycota; Peronosporomycetes; Peronosporales; Peronosporaceae. The transcript has a single exon.